Messenger RNA from Lathyrus oleraceus (garden pea), 1530 nucleotides. RefSeq lists its product as uncharacterized. Bases 155 to 1318 code for a protein of 387 amino acids. The record is from RefSeq and is a predicted model, not a curated record. NCBI's taxonomy places the organism in Eukaryota, Viridiplantae, Streptophyta, Magnoliopsida, Fabales, Fabaceae. The transcript is spliced from 2 exons.
AUUCAUUUUCACACUAUUAUUACAUUACUAAUACUGUAAAUAAAUAAAUAAAACUAAAUAAAAAGCGUAAACAACUCAAAUAAGCUGUAGUAGUAGUACGCUUUAAAAAAUUUCAUUAUUAUAAAGAAAAGAAAAGAAAACAGAAAAACUCAGAAUGGGUAAGAGGAAGAACGCGGCAAAUUCAGACGGCGGCGCCGCCAUGCCGCUUUCACUUCCGUCGCUCCUCCGAACCCUAAUAUCUUCCCUAUUCACCACUGCCUCUGAAAAUUCCUCCUUCUUACCCCCUCUUAGCUUCAAACUACUCCAAACCCUUCGUUUCAUAAUCCUCACUUUUUACCUUUUUCUCCUUCGUUUCAUUCCUUCUAUUUUCUUCAUCGACAAUUACGAAGACGCCGUUAAAUUCAACAACCAUAAGUCUCAUAAUAAUAAAUACUCACACGAUACACGAAACCACACCGCAAUAGGACGCGCUCUUUCUCAGCUUCUCUCCGCGUUAAAUGAUAUUCCGGUUAGUUCUAGAAAAUACGAAGUCGUUCGAUCGUUAACGGAGAAGAUUAUCGACGAUAAUCAUCUCGACGGCGUUCAUUCGUUGCGUGAGGUUAAUCGAGUUGCCUUAUCCGGAGCUUUUGGGAGGGCGUUGAGGCAGCUGGAAGGGAAGGUGGUGGAGAGAGAAGGAGAGGUUGAAGGGGAAGGUGAUAGAGAUGGAAGACAGUACUAUAUGGUUAUGAAGCGUAGGAUAUGGUGGAUGGUGAGGUUGGUGAGAUGGAGGGUGAGAGGAGGAGAGGGAGGUUUGGAUGGUGUUCCGGCGGAGAAGCUGGCGGCGGAGUUGGUUUGGAUGGUUAAGAAGAUGGUGGAUUGUGGUUGUUCCGAUGAAGCGAUUAGGCGGUGGGCGGCCGCCUCUAAUUUGGGAUAUCUGGCUCUUUCUGCUGACCCUCGUUUACAGACUUCAUUUGUCAAACUUACUGCAUUCUUAUUCAAAGAAGCCAAAGACUAUGGCGUAGAUGAAAUUGACGAAAGCAAGAUGAAGCAAUGCAUGCAGGUAAAGUUAAAGAUGUUACAGACAUGGCUUCCACUGUUGUGCAAGGCUAGUAAUGGCGCCGACGCCCCAUCAUUGAGCAUCAAUGAGAGGGCUGAGUUAGAGAGGGUGUUGGAAGGCAUUAUAGAGGAGUUAGAACAAGAGAAGCAAGAACAGGUUCUUUCUCUUUGGCUCCACCAUUUUACACAUUGCUCAUCCUCUGACUGGCCAAACCUCCAUUCAUGUUAUGCCCGUUGGUGCUGUAAAUCUCGCAAGCAGUUGUUGCUUUCGAAUGAAAUUUGAUAUAUUUAUACACUUCGCUUUUGAUGUAGAACGAGUUAAAGUUAUCCUACUUCAGCUCUGGUAGUUUUCAAAAGUUUUAUGCCACUUAAUUGUCUUGAUUAUUAUUAUUAUGGGAAUAGAUAGAGAAUAUGUAGAUAUUAAUUGUAUCAUGAAACCGUUACAUCACUGAAAAUAUCUGUAAUGUCAGUUUAAUAUGGUUGAUAUGCUUCUUA